Stereum hirsutum FP-91666 SS1 is the source of this 795-nucleotide messenger RNA. RefSeq names its product cyclophilin-like protein. The record is from RefSeq and is a predicted model, not a curated record. Gene Ontology annotation, cellular component: catalytic step 2 spliceosome. Gene Ontology annotation, biological process: protein peptidyl-prolyl isomerization; protein folding. NCBI's taxonomy places the organism in Eukaryota, Fungi, Basidiomycota, Agaricomycetes, Russulales, Stereaceae. The transcript has 9 exons. Bases 1 to 795 code for a protein of 264 amino acids. Gene Ontology annotation, molecular function: peptidyl-prolyl cis-trans isomerase activity.
AUGUCCCUUCCCACUCAAGGACGUGUAAUCAUCGAUACUACUGCAGGGGAGAUUGAGAUUGAGCUAUGGUCGAAGGAAACGCCAAAAGCAUGUCGAAACUUCCUCGCGUUAGCUAUGGAAGGAUACUACGAUGGUGUCAUAUUUCAUCGAGUUGUUCCCGACUUCUUGGUUCAAACCGGUGAUCGUACAGGAACGGGUGGAGGGGGAGAGUCUUUCUAUGGAGAGCCCUUUGAGGAUGAGAUACGUCCGCGGCUACGCUUUGCACAUCGUGGGCUUGUGGCUAUGGCAAACAACGGGACGAAGAACUCAAAUGACUCUCAAUUCUUUAUCACACUUGAUCGUGCGGAUGAACUUCAUGGGAAGCAUACAUUGUUCGGUCGGUGUAUCGGCGACACAAUAUACAACGUUAUGAAGAUAGGGUCAAUGGAGCUCGACAAAAACGGGCGACCACUAUACCCUCCCAAGAUCAAAAACGUUCGAAUCAUCGACAAUCCCUUCGACGACAUUGUUCCCCGUAUCACCGCGGAGGAAAAACGCGCUCAGCAACGCGCUCGCGCGGAGGCGAUGAAGGAACGUGAGGACGCAGAACGGCGGAAAGGCGCCAAGAAGUACGUUUGUCUCUGUUCCUCUCCUAUCUUUGCUCCAAACUCAGUUCGAUCAUAUCAUGUUGGAUAUAGAGACAAAAAGUUGCUUAGUUUCGGAGCAGACGAAGACAUGGAUAUAGACGACAGUGCACCGGUAUUCCAGAAGAAGAACAUUGUCAGACCAGAUCGUACGUCCCCUCACGAUUGGUGA